GUGAGCUUCCAAGCUGCUGCCACCUUAGGCCUUUGGCCCCGGGGCAUAAAUAGGCCCUGCUCAGGCCACUGAGCUCAGAGUGCCAGGAAGGAAGAUCUGCCUCUGGGACCCAGCCCUUAGCCUACCCAGUGCAGCCCCUGAGACCAGCCAGCUUCACCAUGGGCAACCCGGGCUCUCGAGCUGGCCUCGCCCCCCGGUCCCGUCCCGGUCUCUCCUGCUGCUAUCUCCUAGCUCUCUUGGCUCUGGCCUCCGCUUGCUACAUCCAGAACUGCCCCAUCGGUGGGAAGCGCUCGGCGCUGGACGUGGACGUGCGCAAGUGCCUCCCCUGCGGUCCAGGAAGCAAAGGGCGCUGCUUUGGGCCCAGCAUCUGCUGCGGGGAAGAGCUAGGUUGCUACCUGGGCACGGCCGAGAGCCUGAGGUGCCAGGAAGAGAGCUACCUGCCCUCCCCGUGCCAGUCUGGCCAGAAACCCUGCGGGAGUGGAGGGCGCUGUGCCGCCGGCGGGAUCUGCUGCAGCAGCGAUGGUUGUGGAUUGGACCCUUCCUGUGACCAAGAACCUACAUAUUCCUAGGCCUGGACAGAUCCAGACAGAGGGAGAAGCUCAUUUCCUCUCCCCCUCCCAGCUAAGUUUUGUUUGGGAAAUUGUUCUGUCCCACUUGCCAAAUCACUCUGUUUCCUCAGUAAAAUGGAUAUAAAGGAUA
Molecule: messenger RNA, 699 nt
Organism: Dromiciops gliroides (monito del monte)
Lineage: Eukaryota; Metazoa; Chordata; Mammalia; Microbiotheria; Microbiotheriidae
Product: oxytocin-neurophysin 1-like
Exons: 3
Coding region: 159-569 (136 amino acids)
Cellular component (GO): secretory granule; extracellular region
Molecular function (GO): neurohypophyseal hormone activity
Source: RefSeq, a predicted model, not a curated record